Messenger RNA from Empidonax traillii (willow flycatcher), 4642 nucleotides. It is a transcript of the gene KCNG3, whose product is annotated as potassium voltage-gated channel modifier subfamily G member 3. Gene Ontology annotation, cellular component: membrane; voltage-gated potassium channel complex. Gene Ontology annotation, molecular function: protein binding; delayed rectifier potassium channel activity. The record is from RefSeq and is a predicted model, not a curated record. Gene Ontology annotation, biological process: potassium ion transmembrane transport; protein homooligomerization. The transcript has 3 exons. NCBI's taxonomy places the organism in Eukaryota, Metazoa, Chordata, Aves, Passeriformes, Tyrannidae. Bases 113 to 1414 code for a protein of 433 amino acids.
CCAGCGGUACGCGCGGAGCCGGAGCCGGGGCAGCCGCCGCCGCCGCCCGCGCUGCCCCCCUGCUCGCCGCCCUGCCCUGCCCGCGCUUCCCCUUCUCCGUCCCGCCCGAGCCAUGAACUUUGGCCGUGGCCCCCCGGUGGUGUUGAACGUCGGGGGCACCCGGUACUCCUUCUCCCGGGAGGUGUUAAAGGAUUUCCCGCUGCGCCGAGUGAGCCGCCUGCACGGCUGCCUGUCGGAGAAGGACGUGCUGGAGGUGUGCGACGACUACGACCGGGAGAGGAACGAGUACUUCUUCGACCGGCACUCGGAGGCUUUCGGCUUCAUCAUGCUGUACGUGCGGCACGGCCACCUGCGUUUCGUGCCACACAUGUGCGAGCUCUCCUUCUACAACGAGAUGAUUUACUGGGGACUGGAGGGCUCCCACCUCGACUACUGCUGCCAGCGCCGCCUCGACGACCGCAUGUCCGAGACGUACACCUACUACGCGGCGGAGGAGCCGCCAGGGGAGCCGGGUGGCGGCCUCGAGGGCAAGGGAAGGCGGCCGCCGGGAGCCGAGGGCGGGAAGUGGCUGGAGAGGAUGAGGAGGACUUUCGAGGAGCCCACGUCCUCCGUGGCCGCCCAGGUCCUGGCCACUGUCUCCAUCCUCUUCGUCAUCGUGUCCAUGGUGGUGCUGUGCGCCAGCACCCUGCCCGAGUGGCGGGCGCCAGGGAACCGCAGCAUGGAGGAGCAGAGCAGGUACACAGCAGAGUCAGUGAGGGAGCCCUCAGGGAUAAUUGAAGCUAUCUGCAUAGGCUGGUUCACUGCAGAAUGCAUUGUGAGGUUCAUCGUCUCCAAAAACAAGUGUGAGUUUGUCAGAAGACCUCUCAACAUCAUUGAUUUGCUGGCAAUUACUCCUUACUACAUCUCUGUUCUAAUGACAGUUUUCACAGGGGAAAAUUCACAGCUUCAGAGGGCUGGAGUCACUCUGAGGGUCUUAAGAAUGAUGAGGAUUUUUUGGGUGAUUAAACUGGCCCGUCAUUUCAUUGGCCUCCAAACACUUGGUCUGACUCUGAAGCGUUGUUACAGAGAGAUGGUGAUGCUACUUGUCUUUAUCUGUGUUGCUAUGGCAAUUUUCAGUGCACUUUCCCAGCUUCUUGAAAAUGGGCUGGACUUGGGAACAAAGAAUAAGGAUUAUGCCAGCAUUCCUGCUGCUUGUUGGUGGGUGAUCAUCUCAAUGACCACAGUUGGUUAUGGUGACAUGUGCCCCAUCACUGUACCAGGAAGGAUUCUUGGAGGAAUUUGUGUGGUUAGUGGCAUCGUUUUAUUAGCCUUGCCGAUCACUUUCAUUUAUCACAGCUUUGUGCAGUGUUACCAUGAGCUCAAGUUCCGAUCUGCUAGGUACAGUAGAAGCCUCUCUGCUGAGUUCUUAAAUUGACCAAACUUGCAUUCUGUUGUAGUUACUUGCUAAGCUUUGUCUUAGAAGAGAAAGGUGGAAGGUCCCUUCAUGUGUCCUCCUUGACUGGAUGGUCCUGUGGAACAACAUUCUCGCCAGCCUGGAGAAAGCCCGUCACCAUUCAGACAGGAAGGAUGGCCUUGGGCACCUUGCAAGGAGAGGGAGUGAUGUUUCAAAUUUGAGAGAACAAAAUUAACAAAGAGGAUUCAGAAGUCCUCAGCCAGACCAGUUUGCCUUCCCACACAAAAGCAGAACAAAAACUGGGCUUAACACUGAGAUCUGUCAUUCCUGUAAUUAUAUCCUAAACCAGUCUAAGUGCUGUGUAGCAGAAGUUUUUCAAAGAUUUCAAUAUUUGAAUGCUCCACAGAGGCAUUGAUAACUUCUUGCCUGAAGCAUCUCCACUUUUAACUCAGAUAACCAAGCUAUAUAUUGGAGAAUCACUGCUACUUUUGAGCUUUGCAACAAAGUAGAGCUGGUUCUGUAACUCAGGAAAGAUGAAGAAUAUAGGUCUGUAGGACAAAAAACAUUGAGGCCUGAUUCUGAUCUUUGAUGAAGCACACAAAUCUUCUGUAAACCCAUUGCUCUGAAUUUGAUAAUUCACAAAGAAAUGCAAGAAGUCCAACUCCAAAUGUUGUAGCAGGGACUUUCUUAGUCACAAUUAAUUUCUUCUCUGGAACCAAAUUGUAAGUAGAAGUAAGUGCUGUACUUUACAAAGAUCAGCAUAAGAAAUCAUGGAUUGAUACAUAUAUUUGCUGGUAGCUUACUGGGGGAGCUCUCCAAAUUUUACAUGCAUUAAGUUGAACUCCAGCCAUGUGAAAUUACAUACUCAUAAGCAUAGAUUUUUCUCCCCUUCCUCCUCACCCCAUUUAAUUAAACAUAGGUAUCAUAAUGAGAGUUCUCCAAGACAAAUUAUAAGAUUCUAUGACUUGAGAAAGCACUGGAAAACAAGAGUAGCUGCUCCCUGUCAGAUGACACUCAUCAUUUUUAAUUUCUGGAAUCCUUACUGAAGGAUAAGUUUUAAAAUGAAAGUUUUAAAAAAAGCUGUAAAAAGCCCAGAGCAUACCAAAGAAAGUAAAUACGGACAUGUGAGUUGCACUUGGCAAAGUGAUGUAUUCUCUAAUGUAACUAGAAAAUGAAAAUGAAUCAAGUAAGGUUCUAACAUAUUAUUCACUACAUUUCUUGUGUAGUGCUGCUUAAUAGCAUCAUUCGGUAUAAUUCUGAAAGGCUACUACAUAAAAAUGUGCAGUUAGAUACUAACACACAUUAAGGUACAGCUUUACAAAUUUGGGUACCAAUAAACAUCAACAGGGAGCUUUCAUACUAACAUGGAAGUCCAGAGUCAUCAGCAUAGCUGAAUUCGGUGUGCUUGCCUGAAAAUACCGCAUUUACUAUUAUGUGCUGUAGAGGCAUCUUUUAUAUAUGUAAUUGUUAAAAGCUUUAGAAGUAAAAUGAGUACCACCUAGAAAACACAUCUCUGUAAUUGCUCACUCAAACAGACGUGCCCCAUUGGUCAAUAACCAGUACACUGAAGGCUCUACCCUGAGACCUGAAAAAUCCAUUAUCAUUUUAAGUGGUCUUUAGUAGUCUUAAAGAAUUGCAUUGCAAACACAAUUUUUCUGAAGACCUGAAGAGAAUCUUAGUAGCCUUCCUACAGACAAGUUUGACUUUCCCUUUAAGACUGCAUUAUUAGGAACCGUUACAGCCAUAAUUCUGUUCCUUGACACUCAUGUGUUCUGGUGUUCAGAAGAUUAGCUCUGUAGUUCCCUAUACUACUCUAUUUAUGCCUUUUAUGUCAGAAUCAUGUUGCUCAGAAAACAGCAUUCCACAGAGAGGUGAAUAUGAGAUCAGCAAAAAUUUCUUUCUUAGGUGAGAUUCACAGCUGAUGUUAGUUAGGCAAGUUGUGACUUCAGAGACACUUAGAUGUUCUACACCAGCAGAGAUGCUGGCUCUGUAUUCCUGCAUGUGUACCUAUAUAUAUCCUGCAUAUAUUAUAUAUUAUAGUCAGUCGAAAUUUUUUUUCUGCUCAAAAAAAUUUCCUCCUUGACAAAAUUGAAAUUUCAGACUUUAAUCCAAACACAGCUGUUGAAGAAAAUGACAUUUUCAUCUUCUAAUGAAAAGUUAUUUUGACAGUAUCAAAACCAUUUUCAAGGAGAAAAUUGCUAAUUUUUUUUGUAUUCUGCUCCAAUUUUUUCCCAUUAAAAUAGGUUAAAAAUCCCAUGUAAGAACUUAGCCCUAAAGAUUUUCAUGUGCUGUUUUUAAUGCUUGGGAAAAAUACUGUUUUUCAUAAAACUACUUAAAACCUGCUUUCUCUUCUGUCCAUGUAUUGUACUUUACCAAACCAAUACUUUGUCUUGAAAUGAGUGUUUUAAGGUCGCUCAAAAAACCCUCCUCCACAAAACGCCCAAACCAUCAUCAUGAUGGCAAUAGUUUGAAAUCCAUACAGAAUGUGAAAUGAAGUGUAUUGCAAUCUUGAUUUCAAGCCAAAAAAAAUGCAUUUCAGCACUACCUAUAAAUCUAAUCGUUAGAUGCCUGAACAAAGGAAAAAAUAUAAAUUAAUGCACAUAAUAACUUGUGAAUACCAAUUUGCACCAUAAAUCAUUUUGUAUAAGCUAUUAAGGACAGGAAGUUUUCAAUUAUCUGGACUAUAUAUGGUAUACAAACAAAAUGUUCAAUCCUUUUCAGCUAAAGAAUCCUUUCCCAGUGUAAAAAGGUAAUCCAGUGAAAGUAAUCAUGUAAAGGAACAGGUCCGUGUAGAUUAUCUUAAGUCAUACUGUGUUUUUUUAAACAGUUUAUGUUCAAUUUUUAUAUGGUAAAAUGUGAACAGAAUGACCUAAUAUAUUUUUUGAGUUACAAUAAAAUAUUUUGAAACUACUCUAUAUAAGCCCACUAGGGAGAGAUACUGGGGUGAAGCUUUUUGUUGGGUUGGUUUUUUUCCUUUCUGUUUUUAUUGUUGUGUGGUUAUCAGUGACUUAUCAGGUUAUCAGACUUUAGUUUCCUUACAAACCAAGUUGAAAUAAAGUAAUCUCCAUGGUAGCCUUAAAACAGGCUAAAUAAAAUUCAUGACCUCUAGCAAUAUAUGUCAUCUUAUUUUCAAGGGACCAGGUUUUUUAGUGAAACUUUACAAAAAACAUAUAUGUAGUCAAAAAUAAGCGUAAACCGCUGAAACUGUUUUACUAAAAUUUUACUUGAGACUGUUUGUAAACAGACAUG